Molecule: messenger RNA, 690 nt
Organism: Sinocyclocheilus grahami
Lineage: Eukaryota; Metazoa; Chordata; Actinopteri; Cypriniformes; Cyprinidae
Product: cytosolic endo-beta-N-acetylglucosaminidase-like
Exons: 4
Coding region: 213-590 (125 amino acids)
Biological process (GO): protein deglycosylation
Cellular component (GO): cytoplasm
Molecular function (GO): mannosyl-glycoprotein endo-beta-N-acetylglucosaminidase activity
Source: RefSeq, a predicted model, not a curated record
ACUAAGGCACAUUCAUCACAGAGUGGACAGAUGGAGCGAAGACAUGUGAGGCCUUCCUUGCAGAUGAGGAGAGUUACUGCACAGCUGCUGAUAAGUUGGUUCAGAUUUCCCACUGCUACGGCUUUGACGGCUGGCUCAUUAACAUAGAAAAUGUGCUGAGUGAGACUGCAGUGAAGAACACUGGACCCUUUCUGCGCUACCUCACAGACCAGAUGCAUGAGCACGUUCCAGGCAGUGUGGUGAUCUGGUAUGACAGCGUGCUGAAAAACGGCACGCUCGAUUGGCAGAACAAACUCAAUGAUGACAACAGAAUCUUUUUUGAUGCCUGUGAUGGAAUAUUCACUAACUACAACUGGACAGAGCAGAGUCUGGAGUGGAUGAAGUCCUACUCUGCUGCUCAGGGCCGCUUUGCUGACAUCUAUGUUGGUAUUGAUGUGUUUGCAAGAGGGAAGGUGGUUGGAGGGAAAUUUGAGACCAAUAAGGCUCUGAAUAUGAUUAGGAAGUAUGAAUUUUCAACAGCCAUCUUUGCUCCUGGCUGGGUGUACGAAUACCACGAAAAGGCAGAUUUCCGCCAAAACCAGGACAAGUAAGCUCUUUAGAGCACUCCACUUGGACUGCUCAUAGUUUGCUCACUGUUUUGUGAUGGAAAGUGUUUGUAAGCGUGCGCACACACACACACAAGCAAACGUC